AUGGCAGAAGGUGACGAUGAAGUGGCAAAAGACGAAGCUUUAGAUGAACUUGCUGGUUACUUUCUUGGAGAAAAGUCAAAGGUUGUGGUGACUACGAGUAAAUGCUGCUCAAAGGUGUGUUAUGAAUUUUGUGCUGAACUCGUCUCCAUGUUCCCAGAUGCUCAAUUCGCCAAACGAGGAGCCAAUCAUGAAUUACGACAUAUUAUCAAAGUAGCUAUUGAUCGUGGAUUUACUGAUAUGCUGAUAGUGAAUGAAGAUAAGAAGACACCAAAUGCUAUUACUUUGAUCCAUCUUCCUGAUGGUCCCACUGCUUAUUUCAAAUUGACUAGUUUUGUUCCAUCAAAAAAGAUAGGUAGUCAUGGCGUUGUGACAGCUCACCAUCCAGAAAUCAUUCUCAACAACUUCAAUACCAGAUUGGGUCAUACUAUUGGUCGUAUGUUCCAAGCCCUUUUCCCUCAAGUACCAGAAUUUCAAGGAAGACAAGUUGUUACAUUCCACAAUCAACGUGAUUUUAUCUUUGUACGCCGUCAUCGAUAUGUAUUUAAGGAUACUGAAAAGGUUGGAUUACAGGAAUUGGGACCAAAAUUUACUUUGAAGCUCAAAUGGUUACAAAAAGGAACUUACAAACGUGAUGGUGAAUACGAAUGGUUCUUCAAGCCUGAAUUGGAAACAAGUCGAAAACGAUUCUUUUUGUAA
Messenger RNA from Halteromyces radiatus, 696 nucleotides. RefSeq names its product anticodon-binding protein. Gene Ontology annotation, cellular component: preribosome, large subunit precursor; nucleolus. Gene Ontology annotation, molecular function: rRNA primary transcript binding. The coding region runs from base 1 to 696 and encodes 231 amino acids. Lineage: Eukaryota; Fungi; Mucoromycota; Mucoromycetes; Mucorales; Cunninghamellaceae. The record is from RefSeq and is a predicted model, not a curated record. The transcript has 5 exons. Gene Ontology annotation, biological process: maturation of LSU-rRNA; maturation of 5.8S rRNA.